Molecule: messenger RNA, 3218 nt
Organism: Callithrix jacchus (white-tufted-ear marmoset)
Lineage: Eukaryota; Metazoa; Chordata; Mammalia; Primates; Cebidae
Gene: LGI3
Product: leucine rich repeat LGI family member 3
Biological process (GO): regulation of exocytosis
Cellular component (GO): synaptic vesicle
Molecular function (GO): protein binding
Source: RefSeq, a predicted model, not a curated record
CGCCCCCGCCGCCCGCGCCGCAGUCCGCAUCCACCCGGUGCGGUCAGCCCCGGCUGCGGCUCCAGCUCGGUGCUCCGCGCUUCUUUCCGAGCCGGAUCGCGGGAGCGAGCAGGGGAGGGGACCGCAGCCGGCGCCCGAGGGCAGGAGGAGUCCGCCGGCGUGCCCCGGGCUGCCGCAGCAGCUGCCGGUGGCUAGGAGGUGCCAGCCCGCACGGGGUGGCCCAGCUGCGGGAGCGGCGGGGCGGGGGCCGUGGCCGCGGGCCCCGGGGAGAGCUCGCGGGCAGCAUGGCGGGGCUGCGGGCCAGGCGGGGCCCGGAGCUGAGGCUGCUGGCGCUCUUGGCGCUCGGCUUCUGCCUCACGCUGCAAGUCAGUGCUAAGAGGCCCCCCAAGACGCCCCCCUGCCCGCCCAGCUGCUCCUGCACCAGGGACACCGCCUUCUGCGUGGACUCCAAGGCAGUGCCCAGGAACCUGCCCUCAGAGGUCAUCUCCCUGACCCUGGUGAAUGCUGCCUUCUCAGAGAUCCAGGAUGGAGCAUUUGCCCACCUCCCACUGCUGCAGUUCUUGUUACUCAACUCCAACAAGUUUACGCUGAUCGGUGACAACGCCUUCACAGGACUGUCGCACCUGCAAUAUCUCUUCAUUGAGAACAAUGACAUCUGGGCCCUAUCCAAGUUCACCUUCCGAGGACUCAAGUCCUUGACUCACCUCUCGCUGGCCAACAAUAACCUGCAGACACUGCCCAGAGACAUCUUUCGGCCCCUGGACAUCCUGAACGACUUAGAUCUGCGGGGCAACUCCCUCAACUGUGACUGCAAGGUGAAGUGGUUGGUGGAGUGGCUGGCACACACCAACACCACGGUGGCGCCCAUCUACUGCGCCAGCCCGCCCCGCUUCCAGGAGCACAAGGUCCAGGACCUGCCCCUGCGGGAGUUCGACUGCAUCACCACCGAUUUCGUGCUGUACCAGACCCUGUCCUUCCCAGCAGUGUCAGCUGAGCCCUUCCUCUACUCCAGCGACCUCUAUUUGGCUCUGGCCCAGCCAGGUGUCAGUGCCUGCACCAUCCUGAAGUGGGACUAUGUCGAGCGGCAGCUUCGAGACUAUGAUAGAAUCCCAGCCCCCUCUGCAGUGCACUGCAAGCCGAUGGUGGUGGACAGCCAGCUGUAUGUGGUCGUGGCCCAGCUGUUUGGCGGCUCUUACAUUUACCACUGGGAUCCCAACACCACGCGCUUCACCAAGCUGCAGGACAUUGACCCGCAGCGUGUGCGCAAGCCUAAUGACCUAGAGGCCUUCCGCAUCGAUGGUGACUGGUACUUUGCCGUGGCCGACAGCUCCAAGGCAGGUGCCACCAGCCUCUACCGCUGGCACCAGAAUGGCUUCUACUCCCACCAGGCGCUGCACCCCUGGCACCGCGACACAGACCUGGAGUUUGUGGACGGUGAGGGCAAGCCGAGGCUGAUCGUGUCCAGCAGUUCCCAGGCGCCCGUCAUUUAUCAGUGGAGUCGCACCCAGAAGCAGUUUGUGGCUCAGGGUGAGGUGACCCAGGUGCCUGAUGCCCAGGCUGUGAAACACUUUCGUGCCGGUCGCGACAGCUACCUGUGCCUCAGCCGCUACAUCGGCGACUCCAAGAUCCUGCGCUGGGAGGGCACCCGCUUCUCCGAGGUGCAGGCCCUGCCCUCCCGGGGCUCGCUGGCCCUGCAGCCCUUCCUCGUGGGUGGCCGCCGCUACCUGGCGCUGGGCAGCGACUUCUCCUUCACCCAGAUCUACCAGUGGGAUGAGGGGCGACAGAAGUUUGUACGGUUCCAGGAGCUGGCUGUGCAGGCCCCUCGGGCCUUCUGCUACAUGCCUGCUGGGGACGCCCAGCUGCUCUUGGCCCCCAGCUUCAAGGGACAGACACUGGUGUACAGACAUGUUGUGGUGGAUCUCAGUGCCUAGCAAGGUGCUGAGGCCUCUGGGCUCCUCAGGGUGGCAGCUGGAGGUUGGGUGGGGGCCUCUGUGAGCAGCAUGUGUGCCUGUGUGAAGACACGAGGCCAACCUGCAUCUGUGCCCUGGCAUAUGCACAUGCCCGGUGUGCACAGGCACACCCUGUGGACUGGCCCAGGGGGACAUGCGUCAUCACUGUAAUCAGCAUGAACACCAGGCACCGCUGGGACACCUAGCGCCCAGUUCCCGUGACCCUAUCCGGCAAGUCCCUGCACUCUGCAGCCUUCCCCACGGUCUGCCCCCAGUCUCAUGCAUAUGAGUGGUGCAGGGUGCUGGGAGCGAGAGGGGCCGCAUCCUCCUGUUCCCUUGCUUCUCCUUCUGCCCCCUGGUCUUCCCUGUCGGUGCUCCAGGCGUCGUUUACCUGCCCUUGCUUCCCUGGGGUGCACUCAGCCCUGUCCCGCCCCGUCUGCAUGCUCAUGUGGAUGGGAAUGGACACAAUUACACACUCACACGCCCCAUCCUCACCCCAUGUCCAUCUAUAAACAUGUCAGGGCACAUGUGCUUACAUGCAGAAUCAGUGCUGCCCACUGGGCUCGCCUCUGUUACUUUGCCUCUCUGCUUGGAGGGGACCCCCUCUGCUCACCCCCAUCGUGCCCCCCUGCCACUGAUAAGGAUGAGAAUGGUGGUGCCAGCUUUUGAGGGCCUGCUUGGCAUCCUGGGGGCAAAGCCCCUUUGCCCAAAGCAAUAACAACAGCAGCAGAAGCAGCCUGGGGAGCUUCCAGCUCUCUCUGCCUCUGUUCUUGGCGUUUCCUUCCUGGUCCUGAAUCCCAGCUCACCCAUGGACAGAGGCCCCCCCAACUGAAAGCCUUUCUGCUUUUCUUCCUGGAGCUGUCACUUCCUCAGCCUGGGACUAUCCCCUGCUUCACCCUGUCUUUGGGACAUGGCCCCAGAGCUGGGCAGGCCUCUUGGGUGAAUCCGAGAGCUGGCCGAGCUGCAAGCACCCAAGCUACCUGUGACGGCACCCAGAGUGGAGCCAGUCCUGAGGGCAUGUUGCAGCCCUGGCACCCCCAAUCCACAGAGGCCCCCCCUAGGAGCACUGUCUUUCAGUGGACAGGGUGGGAGCCGAGCUUCUGCUGCCCUCUGCUGUCUGCUGAGAUGCCAGGCUAGUGGAGAGGGAGUGGGCAGGGGUGGCCCUGCCCUGUGCCCAGAUGGUGUGAUGCUCCUUGUGGCAGGAUACCAGGGCACUGAGGGGCAAUGCUAUGAUUCACUUGCUUCAAAUAAAAAGUUCCCUCCCCAUAA